Messenger RNA from Thlaspi arvense, 1242 nucleotides. Lineage: Eukaryota; Viridiplantae; Streptophyta; Magnoliopsida; Brassicales; Brassicaceae. The record is from the annotation of a GenBank genome assembly.
AUGGAGAGGGAAGUCAAUGGCAUCAAUGGAGUAUGUUCAGAUCUCUGCUAUCGAUUCUUCAAAUGGUGGGGUUUUAACGUUACCGUUAUCAUCAUGAACAAAUGGAUCUUCCAGAAACUGGAUUUCAAGUUUCCGUUGUCCGUUUCGUGCGUUCAUUUCAUAUGUACACCGAUUGGAGCUUACAUUGUGAUCAGAGUCCUGAAGAUAAAACCAUUGAUCGUUAUUGAUCCAGAAGAUCGAUGGAAGAGGAUUUUCCCAAUGUCGGUCGUAUUCUGUAUCAACAUUAUCUUGGGAAACAUCAGUCUUAGAUACAUCCCUGUCUCUUUUAUGCAGGCAAUCAAAUCCUUCACUCCAGCAACAACAGUUGUGUUACGGUGGAUGGUAUGGAGGAAAUAUUUCGACUGGCGUAUUUGGGCGUCGUUGGUUCCAAUUGUCGGUGGGAUCCUUCUGACUUCUAUUACAGAACUUAGCUUUAAUGUGUUUGGUUUUUGUGCUGCUUUGUUUGGUUGUUUAGCUACCUCUACAAAGACCAUUCUUGCGGAAUCUCUUCUUCACGGUUACAAAUUCGACAUCAUAAACACAGUGUACUAUAUGGCGCCAUUUGCGACCAUGAUUCUCGGUUUACCAGCAAUUUUACUUGAAGGCAACGGAAUCUUGGAUUGGUUCGAAGCACACCCGUCUCCAUGGUCGGCUCUCAUCAUCAUAUUCAGCUCGGGUGUUCUAGCUUUCUGUCUUAACUUCUCCAUCCAACUGAUUUUACAUCAACAGCUUUGCUUUAUAAAAUUAUGUCAUAUUCUAAAGCUUAUUUAAAUAUUGUAUACACUACUCAUAUCUUAUUAAUUUAUUUAUUUUUGUAGUUCAAAACAUAUGUAGUGGAUGUGUGUAGUCCUAUUUUAUAUAAUAGUUUUUUUGCAACUGAUAAAUUUAAAUUUCCAUUUCUUGCAACCAAUAAACUUAAAAUUAACACGAAAGUUUGUAAAUAAAUACAUAAAAUUAUAUAGAUAUGAUCAUAGAAAUUUGAUUAAAUACAACUUAAUACAAAUUUAGGGAAAUUUAGUGAAGGGUAUUAGGUGGAUAUGAGAAAGUGAGUGGGAAACAUAUUUUAAAAGUUUACAGAUUUGUUAAAUUUCAGAAAAAAGAUUUGCUAAAUUUUGAAAUAGUUUGUAUUAGAAAAUUCGUCAAAUUGUUUUUAUUAUAUUAACUUUAAAAAUCUAAGCCAUAUAGAUAGUAUUUUGAAAUUUU